This is a messenger RNA of Exophiala viscosa, 315 nucleotides long. RefSeq lists its product as uncharacterized. The coding region runs from base 1 to 315 and encodes 104 amino acids. NCBI's taxonomy places the organism in Eukaryota, Fungi, Ascomycota, Eurotiomycetes, Chaetothyriales, Herpotrichiellaceae. The record is from RefSeq and is a predicted model, not a curated record. The transcript has a single exon.
AUGAAGAUUGAAGCUAUCAUCAUCGCCCUCGCUGCUCUUAUCGCAACGGGGGCCGGUGCUCCUAUCGACAAAGCCCCAGGAUAUCCCAUCGGCUUCCCACAACACGCACCACCACCAUCCAUCGAAAAAAGAUUGCAUCUUCAAGGAGAAGGGCAGUGGUACACGCCGUCUGAUCCUUGGCAAAACGCGGCGGGAAAUCCUGUGUAUUAUGACGUCCCAGCCUGGCAGCAAACUACCUCGGCCGGUGACCGGCCAGACGACAGAAGCGGCGGCGUUCCACAGUAUCUUGGUGGUAUUCUUGAGGGUGCCGCUUGA